GCUCGGAAAGAAGUGUAGCAAGUACAGUCAGGUUUUACCAAGCCGGGCAUUCGAAUAGGACAGUAUUCUAUCGUCUGGUUCUAUAUUUGCAUGUAUUUGAGCAAGGCGGACAGUCUUCCGACCCGGAGUGCUCCGUUUAUUAUAUGAAACUGCAUCCCGAAAUCAUGAGUCACCUAUACCCAGGGCUACUUUCAGCCUACAACAGUCUGACAGACAAACACCUUACUGGAUACUUCAACAACACCCGGAUCAGAAGACAUCUCCAGAGAGUUGGCCUGAUCACCAGGAGUGGGCGGAUUGUCCCAGACAAAGAGUACAGACACAAUGUGAUGCAGAGAGCGCACCAGAGGCAUGUGAGGGAAUGCCUGGCCCAGGCCAUCUUCCAUAAGGUGCUGGACAUGGAGCGUCUCCAUCAGAUCGAGAUCAAGAGGAAGUUGGAGGAUUUUGCCCGGAGGGAGAGAGUGCAUAAAAUCAAGGUUGAACGUUCCAAGAGGUACGAGGAGGAGAUAAUCCAUAUCCUGUCUCCACGGCCGCCCACGGGCCCCAGGGUCUCCCACGCACAGCAUUCUGGCCCAGAGGGGGAGCACUCUGAAUCCUCUGAAUCUCCGGGCUCGUCUCGACCCAACACGGCUCCAGGGAAGAUGCAGAGGCCGGUGCGUCUGAAGCCCAUCCAUAGUAACAGCACCACAGCCUCCCACAGACACACCUCCCCCUACAGGCCCCAUGACUCCUCCAAUGAAACGGACCAGCCUUUCAACUGCAUUAUGGACAAAGACUCCAGAAGACAUUUGACCGGGACAGAGUUUUCCCGUGGUAUAUCCCCCUACCGCCUUCCAGUCAUCAACAACUUUGUUACCCCAGUGCCACCACCGACUAAGAGGAAAGAGAGGGGCGGUUUUAAGGGUACCCCCAAUGGCACUUUCAGGGGACGGAGACUGCGCCCCACCACGGCCCCAAGUGGUCCCGGAAUGACGGAGGACUCUACUCUCCCGCGGACGUCUGUGCAGAGCAAAGUAUGUGUGAGCAUGGUGUUCUUUGGGAAGACAGUGCACCUGUCACAUGACCUGAUGGACAUGAGGGAUGAGGUGAAGGUGUUCCAGCAGCACUGUGGGGGAGAGAACCUGUGUGUGUACAAGGGCAGACUCCAGGAGGGAGAGGCGUUCCAGUUUGUGUCGCGGCGCCACCGUGGCUUCCCCUUCAGCCUGACGUUCUUUCUCAACGGGCUGCAGGUGGAGCGCCUCAGCUCCUGCUGUGAGUUCAAACACAGGAAGGGUUCCCGGCUAGGUGGCCGCCACGGACAUUUUGGAUUCUCCAGCACGGAGGGAGCCUCGCCCUGCUACAGGUGUAUCAUAGCCAUGGGGUUAGACAAGAAGCCCACCCCUCCUCCAAAGAGAGUCAAAGAGGAAAUCAUAGUCACCCGCCCUGUAAACACUGGGAAGGACACUGCAGGGGUGGAGGAGGAGAUGAUUAGUAAAGACAGUCACUCUCAACCAGAGCCUGAGACAACUCAGCCACAGGACAUGGAGACAGAGAUCAAAGAAGACAUUCCAGAAGAGGAGGACAAACCAAAAGAUGACUAUGAAGAGGACUUUGAGGCGGAUGACGAGGGGCAGGUUGAGGACAGAGGAGAAGAGAAAGACAAGAAAAGUGUUCCUCCCUUCAGCGAAAGAGACGGCGAGGAUAGAGAGAAAGGCAACCAGUCUGACAGUGAGGACGAUGACAAAGUUGAAGAGAGAAGGUCAAGGUCGAGGUCAGACUCCAGCUCCUCAGGAAGUGACAUGGACGACAGUGAGGCUGAGGCCAAGGAAGACCAAGCAGUCAACCAGGUAGCUGACCUAGAGGAGGCUCCUCCCCAGGCUGAACAGGCAAAAGACACCCCCACCACCAUAGCACCUGAUCCAGACCAACCACCCACAGAGGAUCCCACCACAGCCACAGAGAGCAGCUCUCCUACCCCACCCCAGACCACCUCGACUGGGGAGGAAGACACAGGGACCUUGGGGUACAGCCCUGGGGACAGCACAGCGAGACCCACAGACCUUGAGGUGUCAGACACAAGUGGGCUGUCGGAGGAGGGGAAAGGGGAUGAUGAUGGGAGUGCUGAGGCUAAGGAGGAAGACGACAAGGAGAGUGGGGCUAAGGCGGAGGGUGAGUCGACACAGGAGGAGGAGCCUGAGAGGGCCAAGUCUGUGCAGGAGAAACUAGCAGAGGCCAUUUUGAAGGAGGCUCAGAGUCACUCAGAGCCAGAGCUGAGUGACACCAGCACUGAGACGGAGGAAGACCCCACUGAGAAAAACCAACAACCGGACACCAUUGGUACGGAACCAGAGCAAGCCGGGGCUUUUACUCUGGAGCGUCAGAUCAGUACAGAGGAAGUGAAGUGUGAGGAAAGUUCACUCAGUGCACAGGAAAUGACCUCACAGAGUGCUGCUGAGGGAAAAGAAGUCGGGACUGAGCUGAAGGAAGAGGAGGAAGAUGGUGCACCAGAGUCUGAACAGAUAACUGAAGAAACCAGUGGUGUGACAGAGGCGAAAGAGGAGGAUCCAAAAGCCAGUCCGGAGACGGAUGAUCAAGAGGAGGCAGACAGCAAAGUAGAAACAAAGGGGAAAGAAGAGGGUGAAGAAAAUAAGGGCAACCAGGAAGAUGAUGAGGCUGUGGAUCUUCAGGCGGGCGAGCCAGCUAAAGCAAGUGAUUCUGUAACUAUUAAAGAGCAGCAGGAAGAGAAAAACACAGCAGAUCCUGACAUACCACCUAGUGAGUCAGAGGAGAUGAAAAGCACCAAAGAUGAGUCAUCUGCACCAGAAGAACCAGGGAGCAAGACUGAGAUAGAAACAGCUGUGACGGAUGAGGCAGGGACUGAGGUGGCAGAGAGUGAAGCAGUAGAGAUGAAAGCAAAGCCCAUUGCGGAUUCAGAGUCCCAUAGCCAUAAAGAGAUGCCUAUAACUGACAAGGAAAGGCAGGGAGAUGGGGAGGAGGACACGGUUGGAGGCACAGAGACAGAAGUCACAGCAGAUAAUUCAAGCAGCGUGUCAGAGAAAAGUGGAGAUACUACUGUCUGUGCUGAAAAGACAGCAGAGGGAGCUGAGAAGUGUGAGGAUGCACCUGGAGAAACCGAAGCCAAACUUGAGAGUGACACAGGGGAGGCUAUGAAGGAAGACAGACUAGAAAAAGAAGCUGGUCCGGAUGAAGUUGGAGGAGAAACUACUACAGAGGAUAAGGCAAGUGAUAAGGUAGAAAAUGACUUUGCCCAAAUUGAAGAAGGGAAAGUAAAGGACGGUGAAAAGACUGGAAAUGAUAAGAAAGAAGAAAAGCAAGAGACUGAGGAAGUAAAUACUGGAGAAGCUAAGAGAGAUGAAGAGAAAGUUAGUGAGGGUAAGGUAGACAGAAGUGAGAAAGAUGGGGAGGAUAACGCAGAAGAGGGGACACAGGGUGGAGAAAAUGCUGAGGGGAAUAAGGCAGAGGAGGGAGAAACAGAUGACAGCAAAAAGGCAGCAGAAGUAGAAGAUAAGGUGGAGUGUGAAGAGAAGGUUAGACAGGCAGAAAAGGAAGACGAUGAUGGAGAGGAAAUUGUAAAAGAAGAUGGCAAGCUAGAACGUGGGGAAAUGGUUGAAGAAAAUAAAGCAGCAAAAGUAUCUGAGCAUGAAACAGGAGAGAAAGAGGGAGAGGAAGUAGUUGAGGAAAAUGUUAUGGAUGCAGAGGAAGCCAGUGAACUUAAAGUGGAGGAAGGAGAACACAUGACAACAACUGAGUUCAAAGUUGAAGAGACUGAGAUCAAAGACAAUGUUCAAGAAUCUGUAUGUGAUGCGAACGAGAAUGAUGAAUUUGAUGUAGAGAGCGGCUCAGCUCCAAUUGUUGGAGAUAGCACUGCGGCCAGAGAUGAGACCCUAGUCAGCAGGAAAGAAACAGAGAAAAAGGACAGUGAGGUAGAUUCUGAAAAUGGAGAGACAGCUGCAGCCUCUGAAGUUCAGAGUGACACCGCAAGAGAGGAGACAGAGUCCACAAACCAAGAUACCCAAGGCAAAAACAAGGUAGAUGAAAAGGACAAGGAGGCAGAAACAAAGACAGAUGACCUAAACAAGGUAGUGACAGAGGAAGAUCCUAAAGACCAGGAAGAGGCAAAUGACAAAUGUGAAAAUACCAAAGUAGAUCAGGAUGCAGACACAGAAGACAAAGAAUCUAAGGCUGAGGAAUCUAACAGAGAUAGCCAUGCUGGUUCACAUGAAGGAGACCCAGAGCCAGUUAACACUGGGGCUGAAUCCAAAGAAGAGGCUAUGUCAGAGAAUGCUGAUAAGGAGACUAAGAAUGUCAAGGAGAUAGAGGCAUCUGUAGAGUCUCAAGAGCAGUCGGAACUAAAAACUCAGUCAAAGGACAGAAUUGUAGAUGCUACACUUGAGAGUGCAGAUAAGAACCCAGAUACAAGCACAGAUAACUUGGAUGAUGGCAAAGAGAAAGUUAAUGAUGCUACUACAGAGGUGAUUGUUGUUUCUGAAGAGACACAAGCUCCAGCUUCAGAACCCAGAGCUAUGGAGCUAGAAGAUACUACAGAGACGGAAUCAGAUCUGAAGGAAAAAGAACAUAAAACGGAAGACGAAUCCACAGAAGGGGCAAGCAAGCAAUCUGAAGAAGGAGCCAGUGUUGUCCUCAAACCUCAGUCAGAAACACAACAAAAAGAAAGCAGUGCAUCAGGUAAAUACGCUAAUGUACUUGAGGAAAGUGUUAAAGCUGAGGACCAUGCUGCAACUCCAGAGACCUUGGAGAAAGGAGACAAUAGGGAUCUUGUAACUAACUGGGUGAAUGUACAUCAAUCCUCAAAGUUCUUUGAGACAUUCAUAGAGCCCCUAGAUGACUUUACUUCUGACAAUGUCAUCAGUGAGUCUAAUUCGGAUGCCAGGGCUAUAGCGCCAACACACAUGACCGAAAUUUCCAGACCAGAGAGACCUACUAAAACGGCAAAGACACCAGACCCGAAACCUGACGAUCAUGAUACCAAUGCCUCGGAGAGGAGCGCCGUUGUUGGAGGCGGAGCUGGCACCAUUGUUGAGAAUAUAGUUACGGAACUUAAAGAGGCAGCCCCAUCCGCAAAGGAUGACAAUGAGUCAAACAGUAAUAACAAGGUGGAAGUGAUCCAGUCAGAUCUCAGUAGUACUCACUCAAGAGACGAUGACGCCAGUGAAACUGGGCUAACAAAAUACUCUCUCGAGGUGGAAGAGGGAACAGAAGUCACUCUCUUCACACUCUCUGCUGAGCUUGAAGACAGCAGCAGAGAAGACACAGCUGGGCCACGGGAGGAGGGUCAGGGUUAUUCAGAGGAGCUCAAAGGAACUACAAGGAUGUCUGAGGAUGACAAGGACAAAGAUAUGACAAUGCAGGGUGAAAAUGAUCUGACAGAAAUGUCCAAAACUGACGUUGAAAGGAUACAGUGCUCUAACCAUUCAGCUGCCAGUGGCAGGCCUGCAAAGAUCAUUGAGGAUCCAGCAGAGACUAAAGAAACCAAAGCCAAUUCCGGGUUGGAUGAGCAACAAACAUUGCAAGAGAUAACCGUCCUGACAACGCUUUCCAAAAAUGGAGAUGAAACACAGGAGCAGUCUGAGAGUCCAGAUAACCACUCUGAAUCUGGCACAACGUCAAGAGAACCAGAAGACGCCAAAGAGACAAAGGAACCGAAAGAGCAAGAGGCUGCAGAGGUUACAGAAAUAACAGAGCUAAGAGCCAUUUCUAAAUCUGAGAAUGAGAGCCAGGAAUACUCCCAAAGUGUACAGCUCCGUUCUAAACAACUGGAUGGAAGCAGGAGGGGAGACAAAGAAGAUCUACAGCUGAUUGACCAGCUGAGCACCUGCUCAGUGGAAGACUCUUCGAUGUUUGGCCACACCUCAUACCCUCUGUUGACAACUGCACCGACUGACAGUAACUAUUAG
This is a messenger RNA of Oncorhynchus masou masou (cherry salmon), 5915 nucleotides long. It is a transcript of the gene erich3, whose product is annotated as glutamate-rich 3. The coding region runs from base 144 to 5915 and encodes 1923 amino acids. The record is from RefSeq and is a predicted model, not a curated record. The transcript is spliced from 14 exons. NCBI's taxonomy places the organism in Eukaryota, Metazoa, Chordata, Actinopteri, Salmoniformes, Salmonidae.